Messenger RNA from Polyodon spathula (Mississippi paddlefish), 4943 nucleotides. Its product is annotated as fibronectin type III domain-containing protein 3B-like. The record is from RefSeq and is a predicted model, not a curated record. Gene Ontology annotation, cellular component: membrane. Gene Ontology annotation, molecular function: cytokine receptor activity; protein binding. Lineage: Eukaryota; Metazoa; Chordata; Actinopteri; Acipenseriformes; Polyodontidae. The transcript has 28 exons. The coding region runs from base 175 to 3882 and encodes 1235 amino acids.
CAACUUGACUGGGAUUUGCCCAAAUCUUAAAUCUGCAGGAAAAAAGUGGAGAUCUGCUGUCUUGAAGACCAUUUUAUUGCAGCAAGAGCGGACCCUGCAAGUAUUCCUAAAGUGUGUAACGUGGAAAGCUCAACAGCUAUUGCCAGAAAGUCUGUAGAGGAAAGUUCCCCAUGAAUGUACGUCACAAUGAUGAUGACAGACCAGAUCCCGCUGGACCUGCCUCCCUUACUCAACGGCGAAUUACCCAUGAUGCCUCACAUGGUUAAUGGGGAUGGAUCUCAACAGAGUCUGGGAAGGCCACAAACACAACUUUUUCAGACGAACAACCAGAAAUGUACUGUUUGGAACACGUAUUCCGACAAUAUGAUGGUCAUUUUUGUUCAAGUCAACCCAGGAGAAACCUUCACAAUAAGGGCGGAAGAUGGAUCCCUGCAAUGCAUCCAAGGGCCUGCUGAAGUUCCCAUGAUGUCACCCAAUGGCUCUAUUCCACCAAUCCAUGUGCCCCCAGGUUACAUCUCACAGGUGCUAGAAGAUAACACAGGGGUGCGAAGAGUCGUAGUGACACCACAGUCUCCAGAGUGCUACCCUCCCAGCUACCCUUCAGCAAUCUCCCCCACACACCACAUAUCUCCAUACCUUCCCCACCAUCCCCACUUCAUCCCCAACUCCCACACUGCUUUCUACCCACCGGUCACUGGACCAGGAGACAUGCCCCCCCAGUUCUUUCAACAGCAUCACCUCCCUCCUACAAUAUAUGGGGAGCAAGAAAUCUUACCAUUCUAUGGAAUGUCCAGCUACAUUACCCGGGAGGAGCAGUACAGCAAACCACAGCACAAGAAGAUUAAAGAGAGACAGCUGGACCGGCAGAACCGACUCAACAGCCCGCCGUCGUCCAUCUACAAAUCCCACAUAACCUCCUGUACAGUGUACAACGACUACGGCAAGAGCCAUGGUGGGGCUGGGGGCAGCGGAGGAGGCAGUCCAGGCAUCAAGAAAACAGAGCGCAGAGCGAGGAGCAGCCCAAGGUCCAACGAGCAAGAUGUGCCAGAUCAUGAUUCAGAAACCAAGAGAGUUCAAGACAUGCUUACAGGAAUAGAGAAACCACAGGUGUCUAAUGUCCAAGCCAGGAGCGCCCGCCUAACUUGGGCCCCACCGUCAGGGCUCUUGAAUGGGGACAGACACAGCAAUGGCCUGCCUUACACCUGUAGCUAUGAGGUCACAUUGUCAGACAAGGGGAGGGAUGGAAAGUACCACGUUAUUUACAGUGGCGAAGAAUUAGAAUGCAAUUUGAAGGAUCUCAGGCCAGCAACAGACUAUCAUAUAAAAGUGUGUGCAAUGUACAACUCUCUAAAGGGAUCGUGUUCAGAGCCAGUAAGCUUUGCCACACACAGUUGCAGCCCUGAGGGACCCUUACCUCCAAAACUAUCGCACAGGAACAAGAGUUCCCUUACCCUACAGUGGAAGGCCCCAAAUGACAAUGGUUCAAAAAUCACUAGUUAUCUAUUAGAAUGGGAUGAGGGAAAAAGGAACAAUGGCUUUAGAGACUGUUAUUUUGGGAGUCAAAGGCAUUGUAAGCUAACCAAACUCUGCCCGGCGAUUGGAUACACUUUCCGACUAGCAGCACUGAACGACAUAGGCACCAGCAGUUACAGCCAGGAAAUCUUGUUUUACACAUGUGGAAGCAUCCCUCAGUCGCCCCUGGCUCCCAGACUGGUGCGGGCUGGCAUUACUUGGAUCACCUUACAGUGGAAUCGGCCAGAUGGCUGUACGCCGGAGGAGGUGAUCACAUAUACUCUGGAAAUACAGGAGGAGAACAACGGAAAUGGGUUUCAUCCGAAGUACACGGGUGAAGACUUGACAUGUACUGUGAAGAACCUCAAGAGGAGUACUCAGUAUAAAUUCAAGCUCAUUGCCUCCAAUGUGGAAGGGAAAAGCAGCCCCAGUGAGAUCCUUGUUUGCACCACAAGUCCAGACAGGCCUGGACCUCCUUCCAGGCCUUGUAUUAAAGGAGCCAUUACACCUCACGGCUUCUGUGUGAAAUGGGAUCCCCCACAAGACAAUGGAGGUUCGGAAAUCCUGAAAUACCUCUUGGAAAUAUCGGAAGGAAACUCAGAUGCAAACCAAUGGGAGAUAGCAUACAGUGGAUCUGCCACAGAGCAUGUGUGUGAUCACUUGAAACCAGGCACUUUGUAUAGACUGCGGGCCUGCUGCAUCAGCACUGGAGGGCACAGCCAGUGUUCUGAAAGCCUGCCUGUUCGCACACUAAGUGUUGCACCAGGGCCGUGUCAACCCCCAAGAAUUGUAGGAAAACCCAAACACAAGGAAGUCUGCUUACAAUGGGAUUGUCCAUCCUCAGACAGUGCCUGUGAGGUGACAGAGUACAGCCUGGAAAUGAGCGAAGCAGAAACAGACCCCACCGAGGUCUAUCGUGGUCCUGACCUGGAAUGUACUGUCAGCAGCCUCCUCCCUGGAACCACCUACAGCUUCAGAGUCCGAUCCACCAACGAGGCUGGGUACAGCCCGUAUUCUGGAACAACAGAAGUAACUACUGCAGCAGGACCUCCAGGCCAGUGUAGGGCGCCGUUUCUCACCUUAACAUCUAAUUCCUGUGUUCUUGUAAGCUGGGAGAGCCCAGAGAACACUGGAGCAGAUAUUUCAGAGUACAGACUGGAGUGGAGCAGAGAAGAUGAAUCCUUGGAGCUUAUUUACUGCGGUACAGAAACACAGUAUGAAAUCACAGAUCUCGCUGCAGCAACACAUUACUGCUGUAGACUCCAGGCAGCAAAUCAGGCAGGAGCAGGACCCUACAGCGAUGUGGUGACCUGCAGCACGCCAGCCACGGAGCCAGGAGUGGUGCCUGUGCUGUUUGUGCGAGAUGACGAUCACACAGACACACCCCUCGUUUCCCCCUCCAUGUGCCUUGCAUUAAAAUGGGAAGAGCCUUGCAAUAAUGGGUCAGAAAUUAUUGCAUAUGUCAUCGAAAUGGAAAACAGUCAGAUCACAGUGGAGAAUGUAACAAGCUUUAUGAUUAAGGGUCUGCAGCCAGACAGUGACUACAGCUUCAGGAUCCAGGCUGUGAAUGGGAUCGGAGCAGGUCCCUUCAGCCAGACAGUGCAUGGCACGACCAGACCACUGCCUCCCACACCCCCCCGGCUCGAGUGUGCUGCAGCCGGACCCCAGAGCCUCAAACUCAAGUGGGGAGACAACACCACCACCAAAGUGCUUAUCACGGAUGACAUGGUGUACGCGCUUCAAAUCGAGGACAAAAACAGAGGGUUCAUUACCAUCUACAGAGGACCAAGUCGUACUUACAAGGUACAGAGGUUGACAGAAUCCACCAGCUACAGCUUCCGAAUGCAAGCAAUCAGCGAAGCAGGAGAGGGCCCGUUCUCCGAAGUGUACACCUUCAGCACAACCAAAUCAGUCCCGCCGGCUGUCAAAGCUCCCCGGGUGACCCAGUUAGAAGGAAACACAUGUGAAGUCACGUGGGAGGCUAUUCCACCAAUGAGAGGCGACCCAGUCAGCUAUACUCUACAGGUCUUGGUCGGGAGAGAAUCAGAGUACAAACAGGUUUUUAAGGGGGAGGACACCGCAUUCCAGAUCUCAGGCCUUCAAUUCCACAUGGAUUACCGUUUUCGUGUGUGCGUGUGCCGCCGCUGUACAGACACCACGCAGGAACUGACUGGAGCAUUCAGCCCCUCCACCCUCUUCACACUGAGACGUAACGAGCUGACGCUGGCUGGAGAGCUGGGGGCAACAGACAACACCAAAUCAAAGAGCAUGAUGCCCACUGAUGAACAGUUUGCAGCCAUCAUUGUAGUUGGCUUCGCAACUCUGUCCAUUUUGAUUGCCUUUAUUUUACAAUACUUCAUUAUGAAGUAAAACCACACACAUUUUAACUAAUGCUACGCAUUGUAGUCCCAAUAUGUAUUCAGACUUUUCUUCUUAUUUCCUCCCUCUCUAGUUUUUGUCCUUCACUUAUUUAUUUUAUUUUUUUCUAAGAAGUUUUAUCAGCCUUAUGUUUUGCUGCACCUUGUUUGGGAAAGAAUUAUUUUAAAACCACAACAGAUUAAAAUCAUGUGCAUGAUAUUUUUUAAAGCAAUGAGAAAAAAAACAAAACUUUAUGGCCUUAUUCUUUGUUCACUGUUUAUAAGGAUUAACUUUUUGUGUGUGUGUGUGUGUUUUUUUUCAGCGAUAUAUACUGUACAUGUAGGAACAAUACCUAUACCUUAUACCAUAAUACCUUGUGAUAGUUGUCAAAUAAUGUUAUCCAAAAUGUAUACAGUUAUAAAGAUUUCUAUCAGGGUAAUUGAAAUCACAGUAUCAAAGUCAACUACAAUCCAUGCAGUGGUCAUGUUUUAAUGAACGCUGCUAUCCUCUAUUUAAAAAGAGGAAAAUCAAAUCACACUAUUUGUAUGUUCUCAUUUGUUAUCUAAUUAUAUAUAUUACACACACACAAAGCAACAAAAGUUAUAUGUUAGCACAAAAAAAUCAUCAAUUUAAACAGAAUUCAGUGCAUUUUAUAAUUAAUUGGUGCUUAAGCUUAGAGGUCAGUUGACUUCGUCUGAAUUUACGAUAAUCCACUGCAACUCUAAAUGUAGGAGGCUAAAGCCUUCACAGUGUAAUCUGGUACAUUUCUGAGAUAUCCGUAUGCAAGUAACGUAUUAUUUCAAUUUGGCACUUCUCUUGAAUUAAAGACGCCCUCGUAUUGACAGCACAGUCGUACAUCAGCUUCACAAUAGAGGCCGCCCUCGAAUAAACGCUUCAAUCAAUAAAGAAACAUUAAGGUGUUUUUUUCUCCUCCUACUAAAAAAAAAAACCACUCACACAAACAAAUAAAUGAGCAAAACUGACUAUACAUGUAACUCCCCCGAAGAGACGGGAGCCUCAAUCUAGCAAGUAAAUUACAAACUAAUGUACACACACAUACUAAGCAUGUUUUA